AUGUCUCUUCCUAAUCACUCUGGCUCAUCGGCCUUCAAGUCCUUCUCUUACAUUGUCGGCACAGGCAUCAAGAGAGCCGCAAAGCUCUCGACUCGGAAUCCUAUUGAGAUGAUCGUCGUUGUCCUCAUCCUCUCUUCAUUCAGCUACUUUUACCUUUUCAACCUUGCCCGCACCUCUGACAUCUUCUCUGGAACCGUCACACGCCUAUACCCUACCUCAGUGUAUGCUCCAACCAAGGACCACUCCUUCUCAGUUGUCGAUCGCACAGCCGAUUCCACCAUCGCAAACAAUGCCGUCAAGGUCCACCUGCACCAAAUCGUCGUCUCUGAUCCUAAGCACGGUGUCCUAUCUCGUCAAACCCUUGCCUCUGUGCUCCGGUUCCAACAAAUGGCCGAGAAUGAAAUUUACGUGCCCGAUAGCACAGCCGUCAAUCGAUUUGCGUUCAAUAAAGACCUGUGUUACAAGACCACCCUUCCAUCUUCUUAUUCUUCUCAUUCCUCAGACUCAAACUCAAACUCAAACCUCAAUUCUAAAACCAGUCCUUGUUUUGCCCAUUCUCCUGCUGAUAUCUGGCAGGACGAAGCCACUCUCCUGGCCGACAAGAACAUCCGCUCCACCAUCGAAGCCAACCUCGACACCGCAAAGAACGUCUUUGGCGAUCUCCAGCUCAAUGCAACCUACGCCAGCUCAGUCACACUCUCGUACGCCUUCAACACUACGGGCGACUAUCGCGAACAUCUGGCCGACAUGUGGAAACACAAGGUCGCAACCUUACCUCCUGCCGACCUCGUCUCACUCUCAAACAUCGGCCAGCAAGAAAACGUCUUUGCCUGGCUCUUUAUCGUCACACGCAAUGUCAUCUUCCGCGUCAAGGAACUCAUCGAUCUUGCAGACAACAUUGAUAUCAUUGUCAUUCUGGUCGGAUACAUCAUGAUGAUUGCAACCUUUAUCUCUCUCUAUGUCAACAUGCGUGCAAUGGGAUCCCGUUACACUCUGGCUACUGCUGUCGUAUUCAAUGGAUUCUUCUCUUUCAUGUUGGCGCUUCUGACUGUGCGCGCUCUUGGAGUCGAUGUAUACCCUGUUGUGUUAGCUGAGGCCAUUCCGUUUUUGGCUGUAACGAUCGGUUUCGAGCGACCCUUUAAGCUUACCAAGCGCGUCUUCCAGUUCAGCAAAGAAACACCCUUGACCAAGCAAGAGAUCCGGACCACAAUCAUGCGCGCAGUAGACACCGUUGCUCUGCCAAUUGCUCGCGAUUGCUUUAUGGAAAUCAUCGUCCUUGUCCUGGGUGCCAAGUCUGGAAUUUCUGGUCUUGAAGAGUUCUGUUUGCUGAGUGCAAUCCUUUUGGCCUAUGAUUUCAUUAUCAUGUUUACCUGGUACACCGCCGUGCUGGCACUCAAGUUGGAGUUGUUGCGAAUUAGAGAAAUCAAUGGCAUCUCUGCUGAUGAUAUCAAAAAGGGAACCAAAAAGUCAACCGGAUACAUUCGCCGCACUGUUAUCAAGGCAUUCAGCGACGAUCAUGCUGCUGGUGCCAACACUGCCAACCAAAAGGCUGAUGGCCCCAUCAUUGGUCGUGUCAAGCUAUUGAUGAUUGUUGGCUUUGUGGUUAUGCACAUCUUCAAGUUCUGCUCUGCAUUCCAGUCCGUUGGUCCUCAGGUCAAUAUUACCGAACCUUCGAUUGCUGUUGUGCUGGACCAGCUGCUUGAACAGCACAAGGCAUCUUCCCAGGCAUCCCUUCCUCUCUUUGUCCAGGUCUUCCCUGCCAUGCCGUUCCAUGUGGCCACUGUCAACAAGAGCUUUGUGCCUGACGCCAUUACUCGUCCUCUCGAGGCCCUCUUUGACACCUACGCAGUCUACAUCCAGCACCCUGUCAUCAGCAAGUGGCUCACCAUUGCCCUCUUUGUUUCUCUCUUCUUGAACACCUACCUGUUCAAUGUUGCCAAGCAACCAAAGCAGAUUGUCGAACAAGUCAACCAGGAUAAGAAAAUCACCAAUGCAAUCGAAAGCACCCAACAACAACAUAUUGAAGUAACCGAAAAGCAAAAGCCAACAAUCCAGUCUCCUGGUCCUGUUGUUUCUUCUGCUGUUGUGAUGUCUCCUAAUCACAAGCGCUCCCACAACCACCACCAUAGUCAUAGCCAUAGCCACAAUCACCACAGCAACCACCACCAGUCCGAUAUUGUGCGCCCUAUUGACGAAUGUGUUGCGCUUGUGCGUACACCGGAAAUGUUGAACGACGAGGAAGUUAUUUCGCUGGUUGAGAAUGGAAAGAUGGCAUCCUAUGCUCUCGAAAAGGUCUUGGGUGAUCUCCAGCGCGCAGUUGGAAUCCGCCGUGCACUGAUCUCGCGUGCCUCGAUUACCAAGACUCUGGAAGCCAGUGCUUUGCCUCUUGAGAACUACCACUACGACAAGGUGAUGGGAGCAUGCUGUGAGAACGUGAUCGGAUACAUGCCCAUUCCCGUGGGUGUUGCUGGCCCUAUGAACAUUGACGGAGACCUGAUCCACAUUCCCAUGGCAACGACCGAAGGCUGUCUAGUUGCCUCUACUGCUCGCGGCUGCAAGGCCAUCAAUGCCGGUGGCGGAGCUUCGACAAUUGUGAUCGCUGAUGGCAUGACCCGUGGACCCUGCGUUGAGUUCCCCACAAUUCUGCGUGCCGCUGCCUGCAAGCUCUGGAUCGAAAACGAGGGCAACGACAUUGUUACCAACGCAUUCAACUCGACCUCGCGCUUUGCUCGUCUCCGCAAGCUCAAGAUUGCCCUGGCUGGUAAGCUUGUGUUCAUCCGCUUCUCGACAACCACUGGCGAUGCCAUGGGCAUGAACAUGAUUUCCAAGGGCUGUGAAAAGGCCUUGAGCAUCAUCACCGAACACUUCCCUGACAUGCAGAUCAUCUCUCUGUCCGGAAACUACUGUACCGACAAGAAGCCAGCAGCAAUCAACUGGAUUGAGGGCCGUGGAAAGUCUGUUGUGACCGAGGCUGUCAUUCCAGGCGCCAUUGUUGAAAAGGUUCUCAAGACAACCGUGGCUGCACUUGUGGAGCUGAACAUCAGCAAGAACCUGAUCGGAUCUGCAAUGGCCGGAUCCGUUGGUGGUUUUAAUGCCCAUGCUGCCAAUAUCCUGACUGCCAUCUACCUGGCCACCGGACAGGACCCUGCCCAGAACGUCGAGAGUUCGAACUGUAUUACGCUCAUGAAGGCUGUCAACGACAACAAGGAUCUGCACAUCUCAUGCACCAUGCCCAGUAUCGAGGUUGGUACCAUUGGCGGUGGCACGAUCCUACCACCCCAGCAGUCUAUGCUCGACAUGCUCGGUGUUCGUGGCCCUCACCCAACCGAACCCGGAAAGAAUGCCCAGCGUCUGGCCCGUAUCAUCUGUGCUGCUGUCAUGGCAGGCGAACUCUCACUGUGUGCAGCCCUUGCUGCUGGACACUUGGUAAAGGCUCAUAUGGCCCAUAACCGUGGCACACAGGCUCCCACAAUUACUUCUGGACCUGCGCCUUCCACAGGCACAGAACCAGGAACUUGCAUCAAAUCUUAAUAUAUAUAUAUAUAUAUACACACCCAUUUUUUUUUUCUUUUUCUUUUUAAAAAAAGAAAAGACAUACACAUACACAUACUCAAUCACACAUUCACUUACACACCUACACACUUAUCAUUCCAAAAAAUAAUAAUAUAAAGAAGACUAAGUACC
Phycomyces blakesleeanus NRRL 1555(-) is the source of this 3684-nucleotide messenger RNA. RefSeq names its product 3-hydroxy-3-methylglutaryl-coenzyme A reductase (gene hmgR). Bases 1 to 3531 code for a protein of 1176 amino acids. The record is from RefSeq and is a predicted model, not a curated record. Gene Ontology annotation, biological process: ergosterol biosynthetic process; isoprenoid biosynthetic process; coenzyme A metabolic process. NCBI's taxonomy places the organism in Eukaryota, Fungi, Mucoromycota, Mucoromycetes, Mucorales, Phycomycetaceae. Gene Ontology annotation, molecular function: NADP binding; hydroxymethylglutaryl-CoA reductase (NADPH) activity; protein binding. Gene Ontology annotation, cellular component: peroxisomal membrane; endoplasmic reticulum membrane. The transcript is spliced from 5 exons.